Messenger RNA from Rhizophagus irregularis DAOM 181602=DAOM 197198, 1329 nucleotides. The record is from RefSeq and is a predicted model, not a curated record. Lineage: Eukaryota; Fungi; Glomeromycota; Glomeromycetes; Glomerales; Glomeraceae.
AUGUGCAGUGUCUUGAUCGUUCUUUUUUCAAGUUAUGGUAUCUUUGAUCUUGCAAAUUUUCUUGGAGUCAAAUUUUUGGAAAAAUUAGAAUCUGUUGUUGAUUAUAGAUCUACUGUUCGUGUUCUUGAAUUAAUAUGGACUGCUGUAGCUCUUGCAAUACGUAUCUACAUAAAAAAAAAAAACCUUAAUAUACAUGAAAUUUGGGAAAGUAGCAAAGUUGUAAAUUCAGCAUUUAGAAUCUGGUACCUCUACUACCAAUGGGCCGGAAUAUUUAAAGCUCAUCGUAUUGGAAUUCGAGUUGGAAAUUAUGAUUUACAAAAAAAUGCUUUAGCUGCAUUUGGUGGAUUAUUUGCUUCAGCAGCUAAAACUCGUUAUGCCAGUUCUGUAUGCCAUUUUAUUGGUAUUUUGGAAAAAUUUCCCAGGUUAGAAGAUAAAUUACGUUAUGCAGCUUCCAUUAGAAUUGAUCAUAAUGAAAAACGAAAAGGACAUUUCUUUGCAUAUGAUGAGGCGUUAGAAACUUUUGGAGUUAAAUUCAUAAAGCAGAAUAUAUCAGGAAAUGUAAUUAACAUGGAAAGUUUAAAAUUACAAAUAAAAUCAGCACAAACAGAACGGGAUCGAAUUGGAAUCUUAUUAUCUGAAUAUCUUAAUGACCCAACAGCAUCUACUGGAAAUCAUGCAAUAAACCAAAGAUAUGAUGCAAUGUGGAAAUUAGUUAAUAUUCUUCUUCAAGAAUUUGAUAAAACAAAUGAAUCUUUUCUUAACAAUGACAUGUGGAAAAAUGUUUACCAGACACAACUGACAGUUGAAGGAGUAACUCGGCUUAAAAACUGCUUUCCUGAUGGAGUAAUUCGUAUGCGAGCAAUUUAUUAUGAAGAUGUUCUUAAAACAAGGUCGAUUCAGUCAGGGAGAAGCAAAUUAGGUGUACCUAAAUUAAAGAUAUUAGCUUUUCAAAAAGAGCUUAAGGAAUCAACAAAAAAUAAAAAAACAACAGAACGUACACAAACUUUAGAUUCACAAUUUCAAUUAAAUCAAUUGAAUGCUGAAGGAUCCAAUAUUGUAGCACAAAAUGAAAAUGAAUUACAAGAUACACUUGAAUCACGUAAACGUAAACGAAAAGCUAAACGAAUUCCUAAUUCAGAAGAAGAAAGCCUUUUAGAACCCUUAAUUUUGAGUCAAAAUGAACCAACAAAUGAAGAAAUAAGAGAAAAAUUGAAUACCUUGUCAGAUGAAUGGGAUUUAAGUCGAGUUAAGCAACAUGUUCAAUAUCGAAGAAAGAAAAGAGCAGUAGCAGUACCUUUCGGAGAAACUUCUGAAGUUCGUAAAGAAUAA